Molecule: messenger RNA, 942 nt
Organism: Schizophyllum commune H4-8
Lineage: Eukaryota; Fungi; Basidiomycota; Agaricomycetes; Agaricales; Schizophyllaceae
Exons: 5
Coding region: 1-942 (313 amino acids)
Cellular component (GO): Golgi apparatus; TRAPP complex
Molecular function (GO): protein binding
Source: RefSeq, a predicted model, not a curated record
AUGACGAAUAGUUGGCGCGCGCUGGCGAGGAUGGCUCGCGACCGCCUUGUCGCCGCCGACCCCGAGGACCUGACCCUUGUUCUAGGCCUCUGGUACCUACGCCUCUCUGCCCUCGCGCGCCUGCGCCUCUUCAAUCAGACCGCGGCCGAAUGCACCAACCUCUUCAACGUCCUCGAUGCCGUCGACCCGCCCUCUGCCCGGGCGUGGCUCAUGGACCGCAUCCUCCCCUUCGAACUCGAGGUCAUGCGCGCGCGCCUCCGCUACUGGGCCGGCGACCCCAUGGGCUACACCGACGCCCUCGCCGGCCUGCUCAACAAGUGCAAGGUCAAGGCGCGGCUGACCUCCCGCCGCGACGAGGCCUCAAUCGAGAUGUGGAAGGAGCGCGGCGCGCGCAUCGCGCUGAUCCUGGCGUCGCAGAUGGUCGAGACGAAGGACUUCACGGCGGCGACGCGGUUGCUGGAGCCGCUGGCGAAGUCGGCGCCCUUAAGGUCGGCGGUAGGCAGGAUAUAUCUGCAGGCGGGCGAUCUCGCGGCCGCGGGGAGGCAUUUUAGGGCCGUCGCGGAUGAUGAGGAGGCGGACGAGGCGCAGAAGGAGACAAAUGAGGCAGUGAUGGCGGCAGCAAAGGGAGAGUGGGCGAAGGCGGACGAGGUGCUGAGGGGCCUGCUCGAGAGGGAGCAGGACAACUACAGCGCUAUCAACAACCUCGCGGUCGCGAUGCUUGCGCAGGGCAAGCUGAAAGACGCUAUCGCCGUGUUGGAGAAAGCUCUGCAUGCCGCGCCAGCGACGAUUGCGGUGGCGGAGCCGUUCUUGUUCAAUCUCUCCACCCUUUACGAACUCCGAUCGGCCAGCGCGGUCAACAACAAGCGCGAGCUACUCAUAACAGUAGCGCGCUUCAGCGGAGAUGGCUUGCGUACCACCUGUCUGAAGAUGCCCACAUCGUAG